AUGGCUCCUUCUCUCCGUUCCGUCGGCACAGCUGCCCUGGCUUGCAUCGGCAGUGCCAGUGCUAAGCAGUGGUACAUUCACGACACCUAUGAUGCCACAAACUUCUUCGACAAGUUUGACUUCUUCAGCGACGCGGACCCCAACUCCGGACAUGUUGCGUACAAGACCCAGGCUGAGGCCACCGAGCUCGGCAUUGCCAAGUGCGAGAACGAUGAGGUUUACCUUGGUGUCGACCACACCAACGUUCUCGAUUCAAACACCGGACGUCCCAGUGUUCGACUCCACUCCAAGACCGAGUUCAACCAUGGCCUCUUCAUUGCCCGAUUCUCUCACCUUCCCGAACCCAAGUGUGGUUCCUGGCCUGCCUUCUGGUCCGUUGGUAACACCUGGCCCGCGGAUGGUGAGAUCGACUUGAUCGAGGGCUGGAACCUGGCCACCACCAACAAGCCCGCCUUCCACACCGGUGACUCGGACGAGUUUGGCACUUGCAUGCUCGAUGGCGAGAACCAGACCGGCGUUGUUGACACCGACAACUGUGACAACACCUACCAGAACACCCCCGACCAAUACCUGAACGAGGGCUGCACCGUCGACGAUUACGAUGCUCCCUACGGCACCUCCGAUGGUGGUGUUUAUGCCCUCGAGUGGACCGACUCCUUCAUCAAGGUCUUUGCCUGGAAGUGGGCCAGCGUCCCCGACAACCUGGACUCCGAUGAGCCCAACACCGACUCGUGGGGCACUCCCACUCUGUAUCUCAAGAACGACAAGUGCAACAUUGACGACCACUUUGUCGACCAGACCCUCAUCAUCAACAUCGCCUUCUGUGGCAACCCCGUUGGCAACGACGACAUCUGGGCGCAGGCUUGCAAGGCCGAGACCAGCUACGACACCUGCUCCGAAUACGUCUCUGCCAAGCCCGGUGCUUUCGAGAACACCUACUUCAAGAUCCAGGACAUUCGAUACUUCAAGGCUUCCAAGUCCGCCUCCACCAGCUCCGCGAUCGCGUCCGCAUCCUCCUCCGCAUCCUCGUCCGUGUCCUCCGCGUCCGCAUCCGUGUCUGCCCCCGUUAGCAGCACGGCCUACACUACUGAUGCCACUUCUACCUUUGCCACCCAGACCCGAGCCGCCAACACCUCCAUCGCCGUCACUUCUACCGAGAGCGUUGAGAUGACUACCUCUGUUGUCUACACCACCCGAGUCAGCACUGUCACCGCCUGCCCCUCGUCCGUCACCAACUGCCCCGUCGGCUCCGUCGUCACCGAGACCGUUGUUGCUUACACCACCGUUUGCCCCGUGACUGCUCAGGCCACCGAGUCUGGUAGCUCUGGUUCCGGCUCUGGCUCCGGCGAUGACUCCGAGACCAUCACCGCGACCAUCACCAACGUCCACACCAUUACCAGCUGUGCCGCCUCUGUCACCAACUGCCCCGUUGGCGAACUUUCCACAGAGUUCAUCACCACCACCUACUGCCCUGGCAACGGCGAGGGUCCUGCUGCUACAACCACUGGCUCUGGAUCUUCUGGAUCUGGCUCCGGCGAUGACUCCGAGACCAUCACCGCGACCAUCACCAAUGUCCACACCAUUACCAGCUGUGCCGCCUCUGUCACCAACUGCCCCGUUGGCGAACUCUCCACAGAGUUCAUCACCACCACCUACUGCCCCGGCAACGGUGAGGGUGUUUCCACUACCCCUGGAUCUGGCUCCGACAACUCUGCUAGCGAGACUGGUUUCUUCCCUGCCCCGGCUCCCUCUGGUACUCCGGCCUCUGGUACCCCGGCCUCCUACGAGACCCCCGUCGUUGUGUCUACUCCUAUUGUCGUCAACACCCCCGUUGUUGUCAGCACUCCCGUUGUCGUCAGCGUCCCCGUUGCCUCCUCCGCCGCCGGUUCCUCCGCCGCCGCCGAGGUUCCUACUACUGCCUAUGUCCCCGCCACUCCUAGCACUACUCCUGUUGCCGCUGGAUCCUCCUCCAGCAGCGGUAGCACUGCCAGCGAGGUCCCUGUCACUGGCAGCGCUGGUAAAAUGAGCGCUAGCCUGGCCCUUAUCCUCGGCGCCGCCGCCGCCAUGGUGAUGAUGUAA
Molecule: messenger RNA, 2079 nt
Organism: Ilyonectria robusta
Lineage: Eukaryota; Fungi; Ascomycota; Sordariomycetes; Hypocreales; Nectriaceae
Exons: 4
Coding region: 1-2079 (692 amino acids)
Biological process (GO): glucan catabolic process
Molecular function (GO): hydrolase activity, hydrolyzing O-glycosyl compounds
Source: RefSeq, a predicted model, not a curated record